This is a messenger RNA of Centropristis striata (black sea bass), 1311 nucleotides long. It is a transcript of the gene gpr25, whose product is annotated as G protein-coupled receptor 25. The transcript has 2 exons. Gene Ontology annotation, biological process: immune response; G protein-coupled receptor signaling pathway. Lineage: Eukaryota; Metazoa; Chordata; Actinopteri; Perciformes; Serranidae. Gene Ontology annotation, cellular component: membrane. Bases 1 to 1119 code for a protein of 372 amino acids. The record is from RefSeq and is a predicted model, not a curated record. Gene Ontology annotation, molecular function: G protein-coupled receptor activity.
AUGGACGCCUACACUGAUUAUACUGAAUACUACUACAGCGAUAUUGAGAACAUAACUGAUGAUGGGUCAUUUCAUCUGAAUGUCACGGUGGAUUGUCCUGACUCACACCUGCAUGACUCCCACAUCUUCCUCCCCAUCCUUUAUUACCUGAUAUUUUUCACAGGUUUUCUGGGAAACCUGUUUGUGAUCACAGUUGUGGGCAGCAAAGGCAGGCGAGGUGGGCGUCUGGUGGACACUUUUGUCAUCAACCUGGCCCUGGCAGACCUGGUCUUUGUCGUCACGCUGCCUCUGUGGGCCGUCUCCGCCAGCCAAGGCGGCUACUGGCACUUUGGACCAUCUGGAGACCUGCUGUGUAAAGUGAGCAGCUACAUCAUAGCUGUGAACCGCUUCUCCAACAUCUUCUUUCUCACCUGCAUGAGCGUCGACCGCUACCUGGCUGUGGUGAAGCUGAUGGACUCGAAGUACCUCAGGAGCAGCUGGUGCAUCCGUGCCACCUGUGUUGCAGUGUGGCUGAGCUCCAUGGUGCUCGGCAUCCCGUCCCUGGUGUACCGCAAGGUGGUGCAGACCAACGAUGGAUUCUCUUGCGUGGAAGAUAACAGCUCACCUUUUUUUCUUGGCCUGAGCCUCACCAUGGCAUUGCUGACCUUUGUCCUCCCCGUUUUAAUCAUCAUGCUCUGCUACGGCACCAUCGUCGUGCAUCUCAACCACCACUGUGCUGCAAACCCUCGAGCCGAAGCACGCCGCAGACACUCCCUCAAGAUGGUCCUCUGCAUCAUAGUGGCCUUCGUGGUGUCUUGGCUGCCCUUCAACGUCUUCAAAGUCAUCAUCAUCGUCUCGCAGCUCUCUGACGCUGAUCUGAGCUGUGAUGCUCAGGCGUGGCAAAGAAACGGGCUCCUCAUCUCAUGCUGCCUGGCCUUCCUCAACAGCUGUGUCAAUCCAGCCAUUUAUUUCUUCUUGGACCACUACUUCAGGCGACGGGCCACAUUCCUCUACAAGACCUGCAUGGGGAAGUCAAAGUUACUGCAGAGCUACAACUCUUCUGCUUCGUUCACCAACGGCGGCAACUCAGAGAGUGUUGGAACAACAGGUGGGAGAACUCAGCUGCAGAUCAGCGCGUAGGAGGAGAAGACUUUAACUUUUACUUUAGAGGGAAAAACGUACUUACCAAUAUGUGAAAACCCGUCGUACUCAUCUUGAUCCUGAGACACUUUGCAUAUUUUUUCUCAGGGGAAGAUUCUUUUCUUCAGUGAGUACAAUAAUGUGAUUUUAUUUUGUCAUAUAUUUGCUAUCUCAAUUUUUUUUAACAUUUUG